AUGAUCUCAAACCACAGUCAUUCCAAGCCCAACGAGAUCUCCAACCAAUCGAUGCUGCCCGAGCAUGAAGAUGUUAUGGAUCACGAAAGUUCUACAGAAAAGGAUGAUGGUCCCGCAGCACAGGCUCCAGUUCUUCCAGUGAUGCCAGGAUCCAGCGUCAACAAGAAGGUGACAAAGGCCUCUUCUUCUGAAGAUAACAGUUGCGGUAUCAACUGCAGCGGUAGAUUUCUCGGAAAACACCGAUGUGUCUUUAGUAUUGGUAAUUCGUUAACCAUAAAAUGCUUGGACUUGUAUUGUGAGAUGUACAACAAAAUAAAUCACAAAACCAGUAAUGACUUCAACCGUCAUUUCAGAACCUCCCACCUUUCGUAUGACGUCAUACUUGAGAACAUGAUCCCCUGCCCAGUCCAAGGCUGUCGCAGAACCGGGGAAAGGGGGUUUACCCGUUACGAUAACCUCCUUCAACACCGGAGGAAUUUCCACAAGGAAAACAUCCCAAAAGUUCACGUUACGCCCAGGAUGAAGGCGCCAAAGCCUUACGCACGCAAGAAUGCCAACCCCAACGAUGCCGGGCCCUCAAACGCAAGCAACUAG
Molecule: messenger RNA, 594 nt
Organism: Morchella importuna
Lineage: Eukaryota; Fungi; Ascomycota; Pezizomycetes; Pezizales; Morchellaceae
Exons: 2
Coding region: 1-594 (197 amino acids)
Source: RefSeq, a predicted model, not a curated record